Eutrema salsugineum is the source of this 1488-nucleotide messenger RNA. RefSeq names its product putative F-box/LRR-repeat protein At1g56400. The transcript is spliced from 3 exons. Lineage: Eukaryota; Viridiplantae; Streptophyta; Magnoliopsida; Brassicales; Brassicaceae. The record is from RefSeq and is a predicted model, not a curated record. Bases 1 to 1488 code for a protein of 495 amino acids. Gene Ontology annotation, molecular function: protein binding.
AUGGAUUCGAGUGCUCAACCAGACAGAUUCUCGAACCUACCUGAUGUACUUCUGGUCCUGAUCAUUUCUUGCUUGCCUUUCAAGGAUUGCAUAAAGACCAGUGUCCUCUCCAAGCGGUGGAGGUAUCUCUGUCUUCAAACCACUAAUGUUUCUUUCAAGGAAUCCGACUUCGUGAACCCUACUCUCGACGAAACAUCCUGGAUCUCUGCUAGGCAUGCAUUUAUUGAUUAUGCGUGUCGAUGGGUCGAUAGAAUCCAAGAUCAAGACGUCGAAAGUUUCGAGAUUAGCAUCUCUCGUCCUUCUAUUUACAUGAGUGUCAUCGAGUCCCUGAUCGCGUUCGCCGUCGGAAAACAAGUCAAGAAGCUAGUCCUCGAUUUCUCAAAACCUAUUUGGAAGACCACUCGUGAUGUGCAUGAAUAUUUGGAUCUCACUGUCGAAGUUCCCGAGAGCGUUUACAACCUAACGUCUCUAGAGUCGUUGACGGUUAACGCGUGCAAGAUGUUUGAUCCCUUGAGGUUCAAAGACCUAGGGAUUUUCAAAAGCUUAUCUUUGGGAUAUAUGAGACUGGAAAAUGUCGAGUCUUUGCUAUCAAAGGCUUCGAGGCUUGAGAGUCUAAGUAUCAAUGAAUGUUGGGGACUUGAUUUCAAGAAGAUAGUUGGGAAUAUGAGAGAAGUUGCCUUUAAGAACUGCGACUUUCCUCUCAUGUCUUUCUCCUUCGACCUGCCAAAAGUAGACAUCUUCAAGUACUCGGGACAUAUUUUCUGCCUUGAUUUCGAGAAAGAGAACAUGGAGAUUAAAGAAGUAUACUUGGAUUUUGGUGUAGAGGGAGAGUAUGAAGAUGAACCAACAGAGUCACACAUAGCUCAAGGAGAAAUUGUUUGUAAUCUCCUUAACGAACUUCGAUCUGCUAAGACCUUAACGGUUUGCCCUUAUCUCCUUCAGGUGAUUCAAGAAUGUCACGAUCCGGAUUUUAUGCUUCGUGAUUUGGAAGCACAACAUCUGGUGUUGAGAACGAAGCUGCAUCCUAAGGAGUUUAUGGGCAUUAGGAUCCUUUUUGAUAAAUGCUUGGUUUUGCAAACACUAACUUUCGAUUAUGUUCCUCCAAAUCCAAGCUUUUGUUCGGAAACUAUUUCAUAUCGUGGCAUCUAUCCACAAACACAUUGGCUUCAAAACAUUUCAUACAAGUGUUUGAUAAAGACUCUCAAGGCUGUGGUGUUUAAGAAAUUUACUGGUAGCCUCGACCAGCUACAUAUGCUAAACUUUUUGGUUCGGACUGGGUCUGGGUGGGUGCGCUCGCUUGAGAGAGUGGACCUCUACAUGCCAAAUGGGCUGGAGAAAGAUGAAAUGAGGGUGGCUCGUGAGGGAGCCACCAUGUUGCAGAGAAAAACAAAUCUUGCGAGGAUAAUUCUGCACAGCCCUUGUGAUGCGAAUGGAGACACAAGGCCUAUACGCAUCCCUAAGCCCAAUGCCAAAUAUCAUCACGACUAA